CAGAAACACAGUGACACAUAGAUGGAGAAACAGAGAUCAAAAACAAACAAAAACAUGUUGUUUUCUGACUUUUAGAACACUAACUUCCUAACCUUGUGCAAGGAAAAUACAUUUUCCUUCACUUUGUGUAAACAGCACAGAGGUGUGGACCCUGUUUACCCAAAUGUGGAUUCGGAGUAUUUUUUUUUAAUUCUUGACCUGCUCUUGUUGUAACUGGGAGAAAAAGUUUUCCUUCUUGAUGCGUCAAUAUAGGCAACAAAGGGUUAGAAUUAUUUCUGAUUUUGCGCAGAUGCUGCCUCCAUGUCACUCCUAGCCCUUGACAAAUACCCAUGCCAGGAUUUGGACUCAGAGUUUGGAGAUUCGGACAUAGAGUUGGACCUUGAGAGCCUUUGUCCUUAUCAGUCGACUGCUGCCUCCCCCACGCAGACACCAACCCAUCAGCACGGCUUUCUCCUUUACAGCCACACAGGGGAAGUGCUGGAGUCUCCAGGGUACCCUCCUCUAUCUGACCAUCACAAAGGCCUCCAACAAGCAGAUAAGGGAAUCCCCCUCUGUUUCCAAAACGCCAUGGAAACACUGAGAGACAUCAGGCAAGCCUACCAGGAUGCAGGGAGGGGAAGCAGCAGAGGAGGUUUUUCUCUGCCGAGCCUGGGCGACAACAGCAGACGCUGGAGCCAUCUGGAUCCUGCUCCCUCACCUGGUGUGCUGAAUACCAGGACCUCCUGCCUGCCAGUACCCCCUAAACACAGGCAGAGAACAAGAAGUGUGGUUGCUGCAUCCCCAUCCUCUACCGGUCUGCUGUCUGUGGCUGAGCACAGCCAGCUCAGCCAAUCAGCCCCCAGCAUCAUGGAACCACUACUGUGUUCAACCACUAUGAUGCAGGCCAGAGCACACAUUCAAACCCGACUGGGUUCUCAAGACACUGUAAAUCAACAAAAGUUCUCGCAGGGUCCCUUGCCGGCUCUGCAUCCCAGAACGCCCAAGCUGUUGGCACCACUAGACAGAAGGCCCAGGGACAUUGCAGCUCUGCCAGAACUAAAGCCCCACAUUCCCCUGAAGCCCAUCAGCCGGAGCCCGCUUUGCUCCAGGAGUCGGCUGAGGAGAGAGAAGCUGUACUGGGGCAGCCCACGCACUGGCCCUCUGACCACUAAAGGGGGUAGUGAGGAGAGCGGUUCCAGCAGCAGCAUUAGCAGCCAGAGUUCCAUCGACCUGGAGGAUGAGGAAGAUGAGAGGGAUAUGCGUGAGAGAGCUUCCGGAGAAAGACAUCUGAAGUUCGUAGGAGACAGGUUGUUGCCGCAUUCAAACGAUGUGAGCUCCACUGAGGCUGAUUUGGUUGAGGAGACCCGGCAGCAUUUUAAAGUUCAGUCAAGGAUCAGUCAUAUUCCAGCGAUCCACAGAUCAGCACAUGACCUGGAUGGAGAGCCUAUCAAUCAUACAAGUGAUCUUCUCAGCACUAAAAAAGCUACGAACUCUCACUGUGAAGGCAAAGCCACCAAUGUGAACUAUACAAAGGAGCCUGUUGACAGUCAGUCCUUUAUAAAAUGUAACUAUGCACAACAAGGAGACACUGUGAACAAUGAAAUACCUAUCACAUCAAAGUCUAAGGAAGAAAAGAACGAUGUGGGCUGCACCCCGGAGCCUGAGAUUAGCCAUGGGAUAACAUUUAAUAUGAAUAAUGACCAAGGUCAUGUUGUUGCAUGCUCUGAAGAGACAUACAGAAAUGACCUGCAGGAUAUCAAACAGACAGAAAGAACAAUAAAGGUUUCCUGUUUUGAAGAAAUCAGAGUAGAUAACCCAAUCCCUCGUAGAGAGGAUGGAAAUUUAACUACUAGCAUUACUGAGGAGAAAAUUCAGUUAUUUACUCCAGCUGUAAACCUUCCACAAUCAAGCACGGGUCCCAAGAGAGCUGAGAGGAUGUUGAAAGCCUUAAAGCCUGUCCGAAACAAAGAGAGAAGAACCAACAUGAACUGUGAACUAAGAGCAAACAUUCAAACCAGCCAGCAGUCCUUCAACGUUCUAGCACACAAAGACCGAAGCAUCCUAAAUCGAAACAAGUCCAAAAACAAUCCGAAGUACUCCUCACUUUCCACACAAGUUAAAGAUAAAACCAGGAAAAGCCCCGAGCUAAUAAUUGGUGGAGAGACAGUGACAAAAGUAAAGUCAAAGCUUAAAUCUGUUAAAGGUGCUCAUUGUUACACUGGCACCCCGUCACCACGAAAGAAGCUUAUUGAUCAGGGCAAAAGAGUAAAUCCACCGUUGAGGGAGCUGAAGAGCAUCCGUCAGUUGAAGAGACCAGGUCUAGCUGGGACACCGAGGUCUAAAUCUGCCGUGGACUUCAUCACCUACAAAGACAUGUUUCAGGAGAUACAGAGUGGGGACGAAGGACCGGCCAUCUACGAGAUGUUUGCUGGUCCGAUCUAUGAUAACCUACGAGUUUCCAGCUCCAGUGAGAAAGUAAAGGACAGACAAGUGCAGUCUGCUCCACCGAGGAAGUCACAACAGUGCCAUAAAGUCAAACACAGACCAUUGAAACAAGCACAGAGGAAAAGUCUGGGGGAGAGUGUAGUGGUUUCAGCUAAAAGCAAACAAAAACUUGCGUCCUCCAGGGUUAAAACUCACAAACCUGUACCAAGGAAAGGCACACACAAAAUCAAGGAUAUGCCUAAAUCAGAUGGGUACGCAGAGGCUGAGUUAGCUCUCUCUAAGGAUGUUGACAUUUGUCAGACAACCGCUCAAGAUACUAUCUUAUCUACCAUAGAGGAGGCUCUUUCUAGAUAUGGGUCUGAAACAAUCAAAUCUCAUGACAAAACACUGACUAUGCCAACAGGUUCAUCUCAUGCUAAAGAUUAUAGUCACCUGCACAUGAAUAUGCAAGAAAUAGGAAACCCAAACCGAUCAUUUCCUAAGCCUGUGUUAUCUCAAAGCCCCGAACAGCUAAAGGUUAAUACAUGGGCGUCUUCCAGCAGCAACCACACCACCAUGUCACCAGUUUACCAGAAGUUUCUGGAUGAGGUGGGGGACGGGCCGCUUACAGAUGACCUGCUGCAAUGUCUGGCCGAGGAGCUGAUCUCAUUGGAUGAGAGGAAUGUAUCCAUAGGCUCCGAAAACAUGGAGUCCAACAGAGAAGACGAGCGAGUGUCAGGAAGAAAUAAAAUUCCUGAGGUUAAUUCAAAAGACAGUGCUGCUCUGCUUGGCUCUGGGUUGGUUGUGGAUGACGCCAUCACAUGGACAAAGGGUGAAGUACUCGGCAGGGGAGCCUAUGGGACAGUGUACUGUGGCCUGACCAGCCAGGGCCAGCUGAUAGCUGUGAAGCAGGUGAGACUGGAUGCCUCUGACCCCGACGACGCAAAGCGGGAGUACAGUCGUCUGCAGGGGGAAGUGGAGCUACUCAAAACCCUCAGACACACCAACAUUGUGGGCUUCCUGGGUACCUCACUUUAUCAGCAUGUGGUUUCCAUUUUCAUGGAAUACGUCCCAGGAGGAUCCAUCGCCAGCAUCCUUCACAGGUUUGGCCCUCUGCCAGAGCGUGUCCUGGCUCUUUACACCCAUCAGAUCCUGAAAGGGGUGGCCUUCCUUCACCUGAACAGAGUGAUUCAUCGGGACUUGAAGGGAAACAAUGUCAUGCUGAUGCCCACUGGCGUCAUCAAGCUCAUAGACUUUGGCUGUGCGCGGCGUCUCAGCUGCCUGAACCACACUGCCAGCAACAGUGGCGAUCUGCUCAAGUCUGUCCACGGCACACCUUACUGGAUGGCACCAGAGGUUAUCAAUGAGACAGGAUAUGGCAGGAAGUCAGAUAUAUGGAGUGUGGGUUGCACUGUGUUUGAGAUGGCCACAGGGAAACCACCACUGGCACACAUGGACAAGAUGGCUGCCUUGUUCUACAUUGGGGCUCAAAGAGGGUUGAUGCCCUCUUUACCAGAUGGGUUUUCGGAUAACGCCAAGAACUUUGUGGCAGUCAGCUUGACAAGUGACCAGAGACUACGGCCAUCUGCAGACCAGCUGCUGAAGCAUGUAUUCAUUCCUCAAAGUGAGACUGAAGAGAACUCUUGGGAAACACAGAAAAAGAACUGCUGUGGUCACCCAGAGGGACGGUGUGGCUAAGUUACACAAAGACAGAAUGCUUUUGAGUUCAAGGGGACAUUUAAUGCAUCAGAUUGUUGAUUCAAAACAUCAAGUAUUGUUUGGUGACCCUUUAAUGGUCAGCCAUCUAUCCCCAGUGAUGCACUAGUAGUGAGUUUGGGUGCAAAGGGCUCAUGUCCCAGGCCUUUCUGGAAACUACAACAAACAACAAAGUAUAUCAAGAAGGACCUGUAGCCAUUGCACUCUUAAGUGGAAGUUUAUAAAGCUACAUUAGAAGCACUUUUAUACGUUUAACUUUAAUAUAACCUAUAAAAUGUGAACAGUCAGAUUUUUGUUACCGACUUUAGAUAUUUCCUAUAGCAAUCUUUCAAAUGUGCCAAUCUUAUAAAUACCUUAAUUUUGUAUCUAUACAGUGUAACUCUAGUUCUCUCUGCUGUGUAAUAUAUAUAUGUUCUGAUAAAAUGUGUCUAAUCCAUAUACAGCAUAACUUUCAUAACCUAAAGUUUUCCAUACUGAGAAUGUAAACUACUUCCGGUUAGCUUUCCUCUGAGUUAUUGAGGAAUCGGUGCGUAAAAUUAUGCUUAAGAGACAUGCCACAAAUAAAAACUCUAAUAAAAAGACUCUAGUAACAUGUUUAUAUGCAUAAUAAAAUGACAGCAACAACCAUGGUUUAUACUGUGUCAGGGUAGUGGCAACUUUGAAGUUUAUUCAUAAUAUUGAAAUGA
This is a messenger RNA of Sander lucioperca (pikeperch), 4805 nucleotides long. RefSeq names its product mitogen-activated protein kinase kinase kinase 19 (gene map3k19). Gene Ontology annotation, biological process: protein phosphorylation. NCBI's taxonomy places the organism in Eukaryota, Metazoa, Chordata, Actinopteri, Perciformes, Percidae. The record is from RefSeq and is a predicted model, not a curated record. The transcript has 12 exons. Gene Ontology annotation, molecular function: protein kinase activity; ATP binding. Bases 301 to 4101 code for a protein of 1266 amino acids.